AUGCCCAUUCCAUUUCCAGAAGGAGCUGAGGCCGCUGUGGCAUAUGAUCUGCAGCAACAACCCAUUAUGCAGUUCAUGGGACGCGAUCAGAAGCUGCAUCAAGAAGAUCAUUUAGGAUAUUUGGAGCACUUAAGACAUGAUGGAAAUGAUGACGUCAGCACAUAUUGGGAGCUGGCUGGAAGAUACAUGACGGCGUUGACUGUUGAGUGUUUACUAUCUGGUGGGCUGGGUUGA
Prunus armeniaca (apricot) is the source of this 234-nucleotide messenger RNA. The record is from the annotation of a GenBank genome assembly. Lineage: Eukaryota; Viridiplantae; Streptophyta; Magnoliopsida; Rosales; Rosaceae.